CCGCGGCCGCUAUCCUCUUCGUGCUGUGUCUGGACUAUGAGCGAGUUCGCGCAAUUCAAGGAUCUUCCGGUCGAGCUGCUUCCACUGGUCGUGCUUCACGUCGUACGACCGAGCCAUCUCGCGGCGCUAUGUCUGGUCAAUAAGACCUUCUACACGUUCGCGGUCCCGCUUCUGUACGAGCGUGUUUUCAUCUAUGCAUGGCACAAGGAGGGAAAAUCCAAGGUUAUCAAACUAUUCAGGACCUUGGCAGAGUACGCACAUCUCGCUACAUUGGUGCAAACACUAGUCAUUCGCGAUUUCCCCAAAGCCUUACAAUCUGAGGAGCACGACACGAUCCUUUCACUCUGUCUACAAGGCGUCCGACACUGUGUCAAUCUCAGGGCUUGUACUUGGACGCGACAUGGCUCACUUACUUCUCGCGUUCUCGAAACUCUGCUUGACUGUCCCAAUUUAAGCGAACUGGAGCUCAACGGCCAGCAUAAUAACUUCUAUGAUCCUGGCCUUCUUCCUCGCUUUGACAAGCUGCGGAGACUGUCGCUCAUCAUGCCUAGCGGCCAGGUGGUCGACACAUUGCCUUCCUGGACGCGGAACACCAAAGAGACUCUACAGUAUCUGAGUCUGAUCUGCAAGUCUUCUACACGAGUCACGGACGGUGUACUGCACGACAUUGCGCCGCAUACAAUCAACCUAGAGUAUCUAUAUCUUGUCGGUUGCCCGAAGGUCACCCACGAAGGACUCUCAGCUGCUCUUUCUGGUAUCUACAAAGGCAUCGUCGGGCUCGGGAUGGAAGGUCUGUCGACCGCUUUCGAUAUGGGAGCUUUCAGCGAACACUGCAAUCGAGCGGGCACCUUGUCCCGCCUACGCUCGAUCACUCUGACAGUGGAUGAGCAUACUUCGCUCGCAGACUGGCAACGAGAUGUCUUGAGCCUCCUCGCAAACGUACCUCUGCAGCAGUUCCACAUAUCAACCAUUGGUGGCCAUGUCAAUCAUCGGCUGAGCGACGAAUUUUGCAAAGCCGUCGUCAGCGCACACGGUCAACGGUUGACUCGGUUCUCGGUGCAUCGCAUGCGGAUGGGCAUUGGCGCGAUCGCGGACAUAUGCACCCGAUGCCCUGUCCUGCAGCAGCUCUUCAUCGUUGUGGAGCAGAACGACAUGGAUACGCUUGGUUCCUGCCUAGCUAAGGCGCACAGGCUCAGAGCAGUUCACGUCAAUAGACCCCUUGACUUCGGCUCGGAGGAUGUCCCGAGGCAGUCCUACAACAAGAUUCUCGAGAUCGCCCGCGACUGCCCACCCACCGUCAAGCAGUUUGGCUUCAACACCCGCGUAUUCCAGGUGGAGCGGUCUGGGGUGCUUGCGGACGAUGGGGGUACCCGGACAGAGGUGAAAUUGGCCCCUUACGAGAAUCCAGAGAUCCCCGAGCAGUUUCUCGUCGUACGAACAUAAACGUAGCUUUUCGAGAGCUCGCUGGACCAUGCUAGGUAGAACGAAC
This is a messenger RNA of Trametes versicolor FP-101664 SS1, 1489 nucleotides long. RefSeq lists its product as uncharacterized. Lineage: Eukaryota; Fungi; Basidiomycota; Agaricomycetes; Polyporales; Polyporaceae. The record is from RefSeq and is a predicted model, not a curated record. The transcript has 7 exons. The coding region runs from base 37 to 1443 and encodes 468 amino acids.